Molecule: messenger RNA, 2096 nt
Organism: Tachysurus vachellii
Lineage: Eukaryota; Metazoa; Chordata; Actinopteri; Siluriformes; Bagridae
Gene: nob1
Product: NIN1 (RPN12) binding protein 1 homolog
Exons: 10
Coding region: 45-1475 (476 amino acids)
Biological process (GO): maturation of SSU-rRNA; ribosomal small subunit biogenesis
Cellular component (GO): preribosome, small subunit precursor
Molecular function (GO): RNA endonuclease activity
Source: RefSeq, a predicted model, not a curated record
GAUCUCGCGAGAGGGCGGUCAGCUGAUCGGUACAUGCGUUCAAGAUGGUGGUCAGCAUGGUGGAGCAUGUUGUAGCUGAUGCGGGGGCUUUUCUAAAAAACGCAGCUCUGCACGAAAUUGGGAAAAAUAUCUAUACACUGAAGGAUGUUGUGAAUGAAAUUCGGGAUAAACAAACCAAAAAGAACUUGGCGUUUCUGCCAUACAAGCUCAACUUUAAAGAACCUUUUCCAGAACACGUCAGAUUCGUGACCGAGUUUGCCAAGAAGACCGGAGAUUAUCCCAGUCUGUCAGCUACAGACAUUAAGGUCUUGGCUUUGACCUACCAGCUGGAGCUGGAGAACUGUGGCGCUGCUCACUUGAAGAAAGAACCAGCAGUACAGGUGGAAGUACACAGCACACAGAGACACCCAGAAGCUCCGGUUAACAUCGCCGGAUUUCACCUUCCUUCAAAACAGAAAUCCGUAGCCAGCUCAGCGAAUGAUGAUCAGCAGCCUGCGGCAUCACGUGAACGUGGAGUUGGCGAAAGCUCGGAGUUUAACAGCUUCCAGUAUUGGAGAGAUCCCAUAGCCAGCAUUGACGACGACUUACUGAAACUGGUGGAAUCCUCAGAAAGCUCAGAAGUUCAGUGUGAUGUCGCGUCACGUGAAGGUCAGAUUGCAGAGAGCUCGGAGUUUAACAGCUUCCAGUUUUGGAGAGAUCCCUUACCCAGCAUCGAUGACGAGUUAUUAAAGUUGUGUGAUGUGACCGAGAAAGUGCAGCGCGUGGAUCUGAUGUCUCGGAGCACCGAACACGAGGACGAUGAUGGUGUGGAGGAGAGAGAGGCUGAGGAUGAAGACGGCGACGAAGAUGGCGGAGGCUGGAUCACUCCCAGUAACAUCAAACAAAUCCAGAUGGAUGCUGCCGAAUGGUGUCCACCAGAAAACGUGUCGGUGGGCUGCCUGACCACCGACUUUGCAAUGCAGAACGUGCUCAUUCAGAUCGGCCUCAAAGUGCUGUCGGUGAACGGCAUGCUCAUCAAACACACGAGAAACUACAUCCUCCGCUGCCACGCAUGCUUCAAGACUACCACCAACAUGAACAAAGCUUUCUGUCCACAUUGUGGUAACAACACGCUGAAGAAGGUUGCCGUGACGCUCGGCCAGGACGGCAGCACGCGGAUGCACUUCUCCAACAACCCCAAAGUGCUCAAUCCUAGAGGAAAGAGGUACGCUGUUCCUUUGCCACAAGGUGGGAAACACUCCAGCAACCCACACCUUGUGGACGAUCAGCGUUUCCCUCAGCAGCGACUCUCUCGAAAGGCACGUGUGAAGACCGACGUGUUCGACCCCGACUACCUCGCCGGCGGCUCGCCGUUCUCGGAGCACGACAUUUACAGCCGAGCGGCGGGUUUACACCUGAGAGACGCUCAGUGCGGAGGAGGGAGACGGCGCGCUAACCCGAACGCCUCUCGCAAGAAAUCCGGCAAGAAAAAGUGAAUCGGCGGCGCGGUGUUAGUUACAGAACAGGGCAGAAAUGAAAGAAAAAUAAAGCCUUAUGUUCUAAACGUAUGAAAAUGUCUAAUACUACAGAUUCUGUCAGGGAUGCAUCGUUACUGAGAUCAGUCAGAAUAAAUGCUAUGAUAUUUAUCUAACACCUUUUAGCACGUGAUGUACGUCACGUCGUACGGUAUCAGAUCUGAAAGUAUUUCACACUUCAAACAGAUCAGACUGCGUGCUAUCUAGAGGAGAAACACGAGCGGCUUCACCGGUAUCUAAUCGUUGCAUGUUGUGCUCAUUUUUAACCCCCAUGCUCAGUUAUUCCGCUCUGCAUGCUCAUCUUGUCUGUUUUAACCGUCUGAAGCAUGAAAUUUCAGCAGUCGUUCAUCGUUAGCGUCGUGCCGCAGCCGAUUAAAAGUGCUUCACUAAUGUGUUUGUUGUUAGGACAAAAGUUAUCGAUGCAUCCCUGAGGUCUACAUUUUCCUGCCCUUUGUAUGUCGAGUGGCAUUUCGUGGACAAAUGAUUGUGUAUUCAUCACGUACCUUUGUGUAACCAUGACAACUAAAGGUUCAACAGACUGUCUGACACACUUGAGUAAUUUAAAUACAUGUUAUUUAUCAA